CUGCAUGUGCUAUGCACUCUGCCUUUCCAGACACAUGUGAGGUUCCCCGAAACUUCCUUCCUUGACAUUUGUGGUCCUGAGAAAUUUUGUCUUGAGAUCAACUAGAUAAAUUAUAAUCGGUUGUACCCGUUUUGCUUAGCAGUAACAUUACUACAAUUCCACAAACUUUCGGCUUUGUAGAGCUCAGCAAUCUGCUUUUGCCGAACUGGUGCGGCUCUGGUGCUUCAUUUUCUCUGCAACUGGUCGAGAUGGAAGGGUACGAUUAUGAAGUGUUUUUGAGCUUCAGAGGACCGGACACGCGCGCGGACUUCACCGAUCAUCUCUAUACCCGUCUCAAAGAUGUAGGAGUCCGUACAUACAAGGAUGACGAAGAUCUCCGCGCCGGUGAAGAGAUCGGCCCAAAUCUGCUCAGAGCAAUGGAGCAAUCGAAGAUCUUCAUACCCAUCUUCUCUAUAAGUUAUGCUUCUAGCAGAUGGUGUCUGAAGGAGUUGGCCCAGAUGGUGGACUGUUGGAAGAGGAAGGAACAGGUAAUCAUGCCCAUUUUCUACGAUGUCGAACCAUCCGAGGUUCAAAACCAAACUGGACGUUAUGGUGAGGCCUUGCUUGUGCACGAAAACAAGAAGCGAGUGGACGAUGAGACCAUCCGCAAGUGGAGAGCUGCUCUCAAAGAGGUUGGAGGGUUAAAGGGAUGGAACAGACAAGACGUGGCUAACAGGUCCGGAGGAGAACUAGUUAAAGGGGUAGUCACCAUGGUUUUAAGUAAGCUGAAGAAGGCGUAUUUGGUGGUUAGUGACUUCUUGCUUGGGGUCAACGACAGUGUCAAAGAAGUUUUGGGGAUGAUAGGCACCGACACUGAUGAUACAAAGAUCGUGGGAAUCCACGGAAUGGGUGGCAUCGGAAAAACUACUCUUGCCAAAAUAGUCUACAACAAACUUUCUGGGGACUUUGCUAACUAUUGUUUCCUUGCUGAUGUUAGAGAAUCUUCACAUCAGAAUGGAAUUCUGUGGUUACAGUCUUUACUAAUCUCAGACCUCUCAAAACAAGCACAUCCAUGGAUCCAUUGUACAGAGGAGGGAAUAAAGACAAUAGAAGAGAGAUUUUCACAUAAGAAAGUUCUUAUUCUUCUUGAUGAUGUUGAUGAAAAGAGUCAAUUAACUGCACUUUUGGGGAGGCAAGGUUGCUUCGGUCCAGGAAGUCGGAUACUUAUAACAACAAGAAACGCAAUUGUCCUACACGAAUUUGGAGUAAAAAUGACUUAUGAAGUUGGUGGUUUGGAUUUUCAAAUGUCUCUUCAACUAUUCAGCAAGCAUGCUUUCAAAAGAGAUUGUCCUCCAAUUAAGAAAAUGGAAAAGUCUAGAGAAUUUGUGAUGAUAGCUGAAGGUCUUCCAUUGGCUCUCGAGGUUAUGGGUUCGACUUUAUCAAUACAUGGACAAAAAGAAGAAAUGUGGGAUGAUUGGUUGUUGGUGUGGAAAAAAGGUCACAUCAAGAGUAUUGGAAGUAAGUUGAAGACAAGUUAUGAUGCAUUAGAUUUCGAUCAGAAACAAAUAUUUCUUGAUAUAGCUUGUCUUUUCGAUGGAUAUGAUAAGAGUACGACAACAUACAUGUGGAGAGAUCGUGGCUUAUAUCCAACAAAAGAUCUUGAAGUUCUUCAAUUGAUGUCAUUGAUUAAAAUUGGAGAAGAUAAUAUAUUGUGGAUGCACAAUCAACUUAAAUAUCUCGGUAGAGAAAUUGUUUCUCAAGAAAGUGGGGGCAAAUUAUACGAGCAAAGUAGGUUAUGGAAUCACAGGGAUGCAUUGGAGGUACUACAGAGAAAGGAGGGAACGAAACGCGUUGAAGGUGUUCUUCUCAAAUUUGACAGUGGGUCAGAAUGGAGUUUUGGACCAACACAUUUUGAGAAUAUGUCGAACAUAAGAUUCCUUCGAUUGGAUCAGGCGAACCUCGAAGGAAAUUUUAAGGGGCUUCUGUCAAGUUUAAGAUGGCUCCAUUGGCAAGGUUGUCCUCGGAAUCUUGGUGCUCAAAAUUUGGAUUUGGAAAAGUUGGUUAUUCUAGAUCUUUCUUGGAGCAAGGUUCAUGAAAAAUGGAAUGGUUGGAGUGAAAUCGAGAAAGCCGGGAAUUUGAAAGUUUUGAACCUCACCGGUUGUGUUGACUUGAUCAGAACUCCAGACUUAUCUCAUUACAAAUGUCUAGAGAGAUUGAUUCUUGAAAAGUGUGAUCAAUUGGUUGAAAUCGGUUCAUCAGUAAAAAGUCUGCGGCGCUUGGUUUCACUGAACUUGAGGUGUUGCACUAAACUCAGUAAGUUGCCUGAAGAGCUGGGUUUCCUCAUGUCCUUGGAAGAGAUUCUUAUAGAUGGAACUGCUGUUCAAGAAAUUCCUGCCUCCGUCGGUCAUUUGAAAAAUCUUAGAAUCAGUGCCCGCAACUGUCUUUCAUCGAUCCAGCUGCCCGAAUCAAUUAGCUGUUUAAUUGAAGCGGAAAGCUCAUCCGAGGUGGAGGUUAGUAAACCAGAUAAUACCGAACAUUCUUCCUCUAAGGGUGUUGAUCGCAAAUACGAAGGAAAUGACGGUGGGAUUGACUAUAUCAGGAGCAAUGAUGGCGAAUUGAUGAAGCUCAAUAGCUUUCCUGAUGGUGGCACUGGAUGGCGUAAAAUUGGUAAAAUCUCCGUGUCAAGGAUUGAAAUUGCUAAGGGAAGUAAUGGGACCAUUGUUUAUGAGGGCAAAUAUGAAGAUCGACAUGUUGCCGUGAAACAACUUGUCGGGGCUCAUCAUGCUGUUGCCAUCAACGAGAUUCAGAAGUUGAAAGCAUCUGACAAACAUGAAAAUAUUGUCCGGUAUUUUGGAGAGCAGUGCGACGAGGAUUUCGUGUAUCUUGCACUAGAGCGCUGUGAUUGCAGCUUAGAUGAUUUAAUUCAAGUACAUUCCAAUUCUUCAAAUAACUCUGUCUCUGAUGAUUCAGCAUCAAUGGAUGAUUAUAAAAUCAAAUGUGUUAGGAAUAUGAUGGAGGGUGAUGACUUGUGGCGGGAAGAUGGUUAUCCCUCAUCUUGUUUACUGAAACUAAUGAGGGAUGUGGUAUCGGGACUCGAGCAUUUGCAUUACUUAAAAAUAAUUCAUCAGGACUUAAAGCCUCAAAAUGUCUUGAUUACAAAUAGUCGAUCGCUUGGUGCUAAGCUAUCUGAUAUGGGCAUUAGCACAUGCCUUCCUAAAGAUAGAUCUUCCAUGGGAUAUCGUGCCAUUGGUUGUGGAAGCUCCGGAUGGCGAGCACCUGAACAACUUAAAGGUGGACGCCAAACCUCAGCAAUGGAUUUGUUUAGUUUAGGUUGUGUCUUGUUCUUUUGCAUCACUUGUGGAGGACACCCAUUUGGUGAAAUUCUAUUUCGUGACUCCAAUAUUGCUAAAAACCAAAUGGACCUGUCCUCGGUAAAAUUCAUACCAGAGGCCCAUGAUCUGCUUUCGCGUUUACUAAACGAAGAUCCCAAUUUGAGGCCAAAGGCAUCGGAGGUGCUUCACCAUCCAUUUUUUUGGAGUUCAGAGGUGAGACUUUCCUUUUUUCGUGAAGUCAGCGAUAAAGUGGAAUUGGAAGCUAGGGCACCCAAUUCAGAUCUUUUGAAAGCAUUGGAGAACACUGCGCAACUGGUUUUUGAUGGGAAUUGGGGUGACAAAAUAGAGCCUGAAGUUAUGGCUGACCUACGCAAACAUAGGAAAUAUGACUGUAGCCGUGUCAGAGACUUAUUGAGAGCCGUGCGAAACAAGUUUAGCCACACAGAAGCUUCAGAUGAAGUUGAGGAGAUCCUCGGAUCGGAUGCUGAUGGUUUGGACAUUUACUUCACUGGACGAUUCCCGAGACUCUUGAUGGAGGUAUACCGAGUGGUGUCCCGGAUCUGCAAAGAGCAGAAACGCCUUCAGAAGUACUUGCUUUUCCCCCUUUGGCCACUUCCCACGGAGAUUCCUUCUUCAAGCCAGCAGGGUCUCGGCCAUGAAGCAGAAAUUCAUUGAAUAUUACAUAACAUUCCACCUGGCUUUUUUGUUGUGUCCGCUGCCUUGGUUACGAGGAUCAAAUUGGACGGGCUUA
Messenger RNA from Syzygium oleosum, 4062 nucleotides. RefSeq names its product disease resistance protein L6-like. Gene Ontology annotation, molecular function: RNA nuclease activity; ADP binding; protein kinase activity. NCBI's taxonomy places the organism in Eukaryota, Viridiplantae, Streptophyta, Magnoliopsida, Myrtales, Myrtaceae. Gene Ontology annotation, biological process: signal transduction; protein phosphorylation; mRNA processing. The coding region runs from base 249 to 3986 and encodes 1245 amino acids. The transcript is spliced from 10 exons. The record is from RefSeq and is a predicted model, not a curated record.